Bombyx mandarina (wild silkworm) is the source of this 3757-nucleotide messenger RNA. RefSeq lists its product as uncharacterized. NCBI's taxonomy places the organism in Eukaryota, Metazoa, Arthropoda, Insecta, Lepidoptera, Bombycidae. The record is from RefSeq and is a predicted model, not a curated record.
UUCCGAAUGUAACUAAACGUUGCAAAUCAACACAAAUACGAUUUCGGAAUAUUAUCUAUGAAAUCUACAAUGCUGUAUUGCUGUUUUAAACACCAUAAACUUUAGAAAACAGUUUUAGAUUGUAUUAUUUUUCGUAAAUGAAACAUAAAAAUAGAUGAAGAAUCAGCGCAAAUCAUCCACAGGAAUCAUGAGGAAAUAUUACCAACUUAUUCUCAUCGUCAUCUGUCUGAUCAGCGUAGUAACGUUACUCAUAUACCGCCACGAAUACUACCGGCUUCGUUAUGUAUUGGAAGUGCUUAAUUUCUUUGGAAAACCUGGACUGUCGGAGAUCGAAUUUUGCGGACCCGGUUUCAACGCUACAAUGCUAUCAGAAAUACUUAAGAACUCAUCCAUGGAGAUAAGAGAAACGCCACCCUUGUUUCAACAAAUAGAUGAAAACUUUUAUGCAUACACAUCAUUCUUGAAGUCAUAUCAAAAAUAUAACAAGUUGACCCCAUCCGAUGUACACAAUAUAGAUACGAUAGUAAUCGGUAAGGCGCAGAGUGAACCCAGUUUCCGCUGUAAUAUUUGGUUUGACAACAAUAAUAAACCCAAAGCAGGAAAAUUCAGUUAUAGAGCUAUCACAGAACCAGUUGGUGAAUUCAGAGUUUAUGUCUUCCAGUGUUCACUUAACAAGAAUUUGGGUAAACCUAAAGGAGUAAGUUUUUAUGUAAAUGAUUACAAUAUUAAUCCCAUACAUGCACCGAUUAAUAGACUUAUUGCGGUUAAUACAAAAAGGAAAGUUAGGGAAAGUAGUAGUGUAAAGUUUGUCAAUAAUAUUGUACCAGCAAUUUGUGUUAUACCCAACCAAGUACCAAUGGUCACGAGGGACAAUUUUAUUGAAUUUUUAGUUUUCCAUCACAUGAUGGGAUUUGAUUAUUUCACUAUUUAUGAUAGUAUGAUCUCGGAGGAUAUAAUUAGGAGAUUGAACUUGAUACCUUCAGAUAUAACUCAGUGGAAAAUACAAUUUUUCCCUCUGAAUUUUCCGUUUGUUUUUGCAAAAUCAUAUGAAGUAGUACGAAGUGCUAUAGAAUUAGAUUGCUUGUUCAGACACUUUAGACUAGACAAAGAAGAUUUAGGGAAAGUUAGUCAUGUCGUAACAUUAUCUUGGGACGAGUUUUUGGUUCCUAGAGUUUAUAGUAAUGUGAAGGCAAUUAUUGACGACCUAGACCCAACCAGAAAAGUACACAGUUUUGAAGUUAAACCAUUACUGUUCUGUCUGAAUCAAAAUGACGAUGAUAACACAAAUAUUGCCUAUCCGGAUAUAAUGAAGAAAACACACUACUAUAUAAUUCCAAAUCAACAGAUAAAAUCUCUGCAUAUGCGAAAUUUGGAUGCGAUGAAAACAUUUGAUGACAUUUUAAAUUUGAAUUCUAGUAGAAUAAUACCGUUGGAGACAUUAGGUGCUCAUAAGUAUACUGAAUGUAGGGAUCCUAAAACGUACCAACCUGAAUCCUACAAUGAGGAACAGAUGCAAGGCUUUAAACACAGAAUGGAGGGAGCUAUGCUUAGUUUUGCUGAAAGUUUAAACAGUAACAAGAUGUACAGACUGUAUAGAGCGGGACAAAUAUGGGAAAAGACACCCAGUGACGAAAAAGAUUUGUAAUUUGAUGUUGAAAUUAAUGAAUGGGUGAUUAAAAGAAAGGAAAAUCAAGUAUAUGUCAUGUCAUGUUAAUUUGAACAUCGUUAAUUUAAGAGCUUAUUUCUCUACAUCUAAUUACGACAUUAUUGUAAUAUUACAUAGUAUUAAGGCAAUGAUGUGCAAUUUAGGUUCUUUUUUUAUAUCUGUAAAGUAUAGAAGGUUGGUGUAAAACAAAGUGAGAUUAAGUUUAUUGAAAUUAAAGUGUUGAAAAGAAAGUAUUGUACACUUAUGGUAAAUAGUGAGAUGACACAUUUGCUUUAAAUUUUGGACUGUAAAAAAAUGAAAUUUUAAUGAGGUUUCCUCAAAAUUAGUGGUAAACAAAAUGUUUGACUCAAGAUGUGGGAUGGAGUAUUUAAAUAAAAAUGGUUAUUAAUUCGGACAAUCAAGAAUUAAAUUUUAGAUGUAUAAAGUUUGAACCAAUACCUCCUAAAUGUUAAAAUUACUUUGAGUUUUGCACAUGAUAUAUUUAACUUUGUGGUAAUUUAAGUAAUUGUAAUCACAAUAACACUUAUCAUAGUUUUAGAUAACAGAUGCUUAAAUGAUAUGAUUCUAGAGGACGUACCAAUACUUUGAAUUGAGCAAUGAGCAAUUAAUAAGUGAUAAUAUAGACAAAUAAAUGUUUUAUGUACAACAUUCUUAGAUAUUAGGAAUUUGGGACGAGAGCUGCAAUGAUUUGCUAUUUCUUGUGCGGUAAGACCGUUUUUUGUUACACAGAGUCUGGUGGUCAUUGUGUAUUCAAUCUCCAAUGGUGCCAACCAUUGUAAUACUGUAGUAAAAGCGCGAUAUAGAAUUUAACACUAAACGUACCAUACAGUCAAUAGACCCAAUUUGAACUUUUGCAUUGAAAAUGCACAUAUCAUCAUAUUGCUAUCCACCCGCUAUGGUAGAAAUAGGUACCAGUAAGUGUUGGUAUGAUUAGUGUUAAUAUUUCAGUUGCACACCAAAUACUAAAGAACAAAUAGAUCAUGGCACAGAGUUCGUUUUGGCAUUUACUUAUUUGAGACAUUAAUUUUCGUGGCCGCAUACCAAUUGUUGCUACUGACUCGAUAACAUAGACACAAAUAAACAAAACCGGGCGAGUUUACUCUUUAAGUGCGAUUGUCUUUGAAAAUAGAGUACCCAUUGGGCUAUACCCUUAUAUCUAAAAAUACUGUUAGCAUGUAUGGACCCUUAUUCAUAUUUGUUUAAAAACGUAUGCUACCAUCUAUUGUCAGUAGGCACGGUACGAUGUUGUGAAAGCUUAUUUAAUUUUGAAAUAUUCUGCUUAUUAAUAGCAGAAAUAAUAUAACGUGUUAAAUAAUAAGUUACUUUACUAAUAUUAUACAUUGCUCUUUUUUUUAUUGCCCUUGUAGGCAGACGAGUAUACGGCCCAUCUGAUGGUGAGUGGUUACCGUCGCCCAUGGACUUCAGCAGUGCCAGGGGCAGAGCCAAGCCGCUGCCUACCGCUCGUAGAAGAGACUUAUCUCGGUUGACGACCGUGUAUUGGGAGACGCACGGUGGGUAGGCUUCUCAUAAGGUGGACCGAUAUCCUCACAAAGCGCUUGGGAAUAUGCUGGUUGAAGGCAGCGCAGGACUGGUCGUUGUGGAGUAUUUUUGGAGAUGCUUGUAUACGGCAGCUAACGUUUUUGAGAGCUAAAGAGAGAAAUUAAUAUUUUAAUACUACCUUAACUAUUUAGUUAAUGUAUUAAAUCACUGCCAUCUAUCCCAAAUUUUGGUAAACUAAAUAAAUAGCAUUGACCGAUAGAAAUAUAUCACAAACUAAAGGCUAGACAGGGCUUGAUAAUUGAAAAUAAUACAAUUGAUGUUUAAAUGUUAAUAAUAGCCUAUUAUUCUUCUUGAAAGAAAAUCAAAUUAUUAAGGACUAAACUGAUUCGAUGGUUAUUUCUCUCAAUAGUACUAUUCGUUAUUUUACGUAAAGCCGUGUGCAGUGUGCUUAGUGCGAGUUCCUUAACUUUCUCGAUAAGUAAAAAGCGUAAAAGGUAAGCCAAUUUUGUAUGCAGUUGGAACAGCGCCCCUAGCGGCAAACGUACGCAAACGAUCCCAUUCCAUACAAAUCGAUGCCUCCAAUGAACACUA